Molecule: messenger RNA, 1663 nt
Organism: Danio aesculapii
Lineage: Eukaryota; Metazoa; Chordata; Actinopteri; Cypriniformes; Danionidae
Exons: 10
Coding region: 7-1476 (489 amino acids)
Molecular function (GO): protein binding
Source: RefSeq, a predicted model, not a curated record
CUAAUCAUGGCUAAACUUACUGGUCUUAGUGAGUUUCUCCGGACUAUAAGACAAGGCCUCGAGCAAACUGAACAAACCGCUCGAGCGGAGGCUCAGAAUGGCGACUGUGCACGAAAACGGAAGAAUCACGUGUCGAAGCCUUUGCAAACGGAAACGAGCAAAACACUGUCUGUGUUUGAAGAAAGCCCUAACAAUUGGCAGGAAAAUUAUUUGGAGAGGUUACCAUCUGAGAUCAUCCUCAAGAUUCUUUCCUCUCUGGACGCCUCCUCUCUGUUCAAUAUCAGCUUUGUCAACAAGCGGUUUCAUGAUCUGGCCAACAGCAAUGCUCUGUGGUCUGUUUUGUAUGCUUCUGAGAUUGAGAAGAAGAAGUGGAGACCUCGAGUGAGCGUAGCAGAAGGCGUGAGAAGCACACAUGUGGAAGGGAAACCUGUGGGAUACUGGAAGAAGAUGCUGCUCAAGGAGAUGGCAGGAUACAAGGACACCAUGUGGAAAACCGAACUCAAACACAAGAACCCGCACACCGGCAUGCCAGCUCUCACAGAGGAAGUGCUCAGGAGGUUACACAUUCAGUGGGAAAUCACACUUACAUUUAGGAACGGACGUGAAAGUGUCUACAAGCAAACACACACUUUCUUUGAGGAUUCAUCGGUUACUGUGUUUUGGAGCAAUGGCUACUGGCCGUUGAUGCACAAUCUUGAUAGCCUGAAGCUUCAUGGAAUCAUGUGUCGACCUGUGGGAGCUCCAGGAGACAAGCCAAGAUGGCGCUCCCUGAUCUGCAAGACAGCUACAGAUAAAUCUGUAUACUGGGUGUUCCUUGGCUACGACAGGCUUGUGAAGUUGCUGCAGUUUGGCAAAAUCAUCAUCGGCGUCUGGCGGGGCAACUGGAGAAUCGCCUUUAUCAUGAUCAACCUGCACUUUCACAAACUGAUUGAAAAGAGUCUCCUCGGGUCAAGAUUUUGCCCCUACAUACCGACAGAAGACAAUGCUGUGGACCCUGACUGUGUUCGGCAUGGAUACACACUGCACAUUGUGCUUCACAAUCCGGUUCGCAGAAUCAUGUGUCAGCGUUUCUCCCCACUGUACACCAGCAGAGUGGGUUUGCAAGGAGAGUAUGUGCAGCUAAAUGCCGUUGAUUUCUCUGAUCCUUCCGAACACAUGCCUGUGGUGAGGAUCUGUCUACCUUGGCAAGCAGAGGGACUGAAGGGAAGUGUUGAGCGUUGCUGUAUGAUGACUCUGACAGUCCUGGAUGAGGCUCAGCGCCCCUUCUGGUGUGUGAGUUCACCUGUUAAGAUGUCCAGUAAUCCGAGAGUGGUGGACGUGGAGUACGAAGGUGAGCAGUUCAACAUCCUUUAUGAGGAUGCGGAGGGUAAGGUCAAAAUGACCUUUGUGUGGAUGGAGGAGUUUCAGCACUACUUCUUGGUGCAGUUGUUUACUGUGUUCUCAGUAGCCAAAGUGAAAAAGCACUUUUGGGGGUGAUUUUGACUGUGCUUUGAGCCCGAAGAUGAUUUUGAAUUUUUUGAUUUCCCAAGGUUAUUUUGGCUCUUUGUUGGAGAUAUCUGAAAUGUUUUGUUGUCGAUUUUCAAGGGCUUUAAGAUUUGCUGUUUUGUUUUAUUUGGAAAUGUUAAAGCACUUAUUUUUUUUGUAUCAAUUUCAAAUUGGUAAA